AAUGCUUCAUGCAUGUGCCGCAAGAUUCGAUGUGACGGGAAAUCUUGAAAACUUUUUGGUUUCUAGAGUGAACUAAACAAGGCCUAAAUAGAGGUUGACCUGAGUCAAGUAGCCUCCAGAUCCAUGUUAAAUGCUCGACGCCUUGGUUCCUGAACAAUUAAAUAGAUUGUAAUUGAUUCUGAAUGUCCAGAUGUACAUAUACACUAAAAACAGAAUACUAUUAAAGUUCAUAGUAAGAUCUAAAGGGGCACCAUGAUUAAGAAAAGCUCUUUGAUUCUUGACGUAAUUAAAUUUUCACCAUUUACUUGUUUUAUAUUACUACUUUCUUUUAGAAUAUAAACUUAUAAUCACUAGGUAUUAGUGUAUUACAUUUGAAUAGCUAAAUGUUAUUAUUUGUAUAAAAGGCUGAAGUGUGGACAGGGGUUUGACAUGCGUGGUUUUCCGUUGGUUAGUGCCUGAAUAAGGUUAAGGCCCUGCUGUACAGAAAUCGGGGGGCGAUGGGUAUAAAAUUAGCUGAUUCAGGAACUGUGAUUUGAGCAUGAUGGUUGAACUUGGUAACCUUACGGGCCCUAAUAGACAUGGGCUAGAAAUGUGACAAAACAGAAGCUCCUUCUCCACUGUUGUUGCACUUGUACAGUUGACAGUUGUUGGUCGACUGUUGUGUUGGACUGUUUGUGUCGAACCGGCAUGGAACCACGCAAUCCAUCCCAGCUGCUAAGACGUGGGAGGCCGGGGACCCGCAUGCCAAUCUCCGUCGUCGUUUCCUAUCCUACAGAGAAGCAAAAGAAUGAUUCCCUCCUUUUCCUAGCUUACACUUGUAUCUUACACGCACACGUAUCUUACACUUGUCCAUCUCCUUCCGGUAUCUGAUCCCUUCUUUUCCUUGUCCUCCUCCAAACAAACCCAUCGUCGAUCACUCCUCUUCUUGACACAAGCACCAUUUCGUGUAUAUGCUUUCCCUUCUCGGCGCAAACACCAUCUCCUUCCGCCCGCCAAUCCCUAUAUCUUCGUCGUCAUCAGUUCACACCUGCAAACCCACCGGUGGCCGGUGCACAUUACACACACACACAGAGAGAGAGAGAGAGAGAGAGAGAGAGAGAGAGAGAGAGAGAGAGAGAGACGCGGCACUGCGGGUCUGCACGUACUACGGUGGUGGUGUGCCCGGCCAGUGAUCAAGAAGCCCGAUGGCGGCGGCGCUGCGUGCGCUGGCGGUGCUGCUGUGGGUGGCGGCGGCGUACCCGGUGGUGUUCCGUGCGCGUCCCGUGCAGGCGCUGGCGGCCAACUGGGGCACCCGCGCGCUGCACCCGCUCCCUGGGGACAUCACCGUGCGCCUCCUCCGCGACAACGGCUUCGACAAGGUGAAGCUGUUCGAGGCGGACCCGAACGCGCUGCGGGCGCUGGGCCACUCGGGGAUCCAGGUCAUGCUGGGCCUCCCCAACGACCUCCUCGCCUCCGUCGCCGGCAGCGUCAACGCCGCCGAGCAGUGGGUGAUCCAGAACGUCUCCACCUACGUCUCCAGGUACGGCGUGGACAUCCGCUACGUGGCCGUGGGCAACGAGCCUUUCCUCAAGUCGUACAAGGGCAAGUUCGAGUCCGCCACGCUCCCCGCCGUGCAGAACGUGCAGGCGGCGCUCGUCAAGGCGGGACUCGCCAGGCAGGUCCACGUCACCGUCCCGCUCAACGCCGACGUCUACGAGUCCGGCGACGGCAAGCCUUCCUCGGGCGACUUCAGGCCCGACAUCGCCGGACUCAUGGUCAGCCUCGUCCGCUUCCUCCUCGACAACGGCGGCGUGCUCACCAUCAACAUCUACCCGUUCCUCUCCCUCUACGCCGACGCCAACUUCCCCGUCGACUACGCCUACUUCCCGUCCCCCGGCGCGCCGCCGUCGCAGGCCAGCGUGCAGGACGGCAACGUGCUCUACACCAACGUCUUCGACGCCAACUACGACACCCUCAUCGCCGCGCUCGAGAAGCACGGCCUCGGCGCCAUCCCCGUCGUCGUCGGGGAGAUCGGAUGGCCCACCGACGGCGACAAGAACGCCAACGCCGCCAACGCGCAGCGGUUCAACCAGGGGCUCUUCGACCGCAUCGUCGCCGGCAAGGGCACCCCGCGCCGCCCCACCAUGCCCGACGUCUACGUCUUCGCGCUGCUCGACGAGGACAACAAGAGCGUCGACCCGGGCAACUUCGAGCGGCACUGGGGCGUCUUCAACUACGACGGCUCGCCCAAGUACCAGCUCAGGCUCGCCGCAGGCAGGUCCAUCGUGCCGGCCAAGGGCGUCCGCUACCUCUCCAAGCAGUGGUGCGUGCUCCGGCAGGACGCCAGCGCCACCGACCCGGCCAUCGCCGGCGCCGUCGGGUACGCCUGCCAGUACUCCGACUGCACCAGCCUCGGCGCCGGCUCCUCCUGCGGCAACCUCGACGCGCGCGCCAACGUCUCCUACGCCUUCAACCAGUUCUUCCAGGCGGCCAACCAGCAGAAGUCCGCCUGCAACUUCAACAACCUCUCCGUCAUCACAACCACCGACCCGUCCCAGGGGACCUGCCGCUUCGAGAUCAUGAUCGACACCGGCCGCCACGAGCUCACCGGAAAGUCGCCGUCCGCCGCCCCCAGGGUGGCUCUGGCUUCAUCGUCUUGGAGCGCCGUGCUAGUGCUCGCCUUGGUCGGCCUUACGACUCUGCUCGCCUGCUGAGCGUGACACUGCAAUGCAACGGCUAGAAACUAGCUAGUAGCUAGAAAGGCCGGCCCAAUUCUUUAAUUUUUUCCAACUAAACGCUGAAGCAUGGUAAAUAUGCAUUUAUUUACCGUUGGGGAUCAUUGGCGAAGGGUAGCUUCUGACCUGACCUUCUGUUACUAGCAAAGGGGAUUGAUUCUUUCUGAUGUACAUAUACACAAGACAGAGAUGUUGAUAUGCAAUUUGGGGUUGGAAUA
Sorghum bicolor (sorghum) is the source of this 2932-nucleotide messenger RNA. RefSeq names its product glucan endo-1,3-beta-glucosidase 5. The record is from RefSeq and is a predicted model, not a curated record. Lineage: Eukaryota; Viridiplantae; Streptophyta; Magnoliopsida; Poales; Poaceae. Gene Ontology annotation, molecular function: hydrolase activity, hydrolyzing O-glycosyl compounds. Gene Ontology annotation, cellular component: plasma membrane. The coding region runs from base 1185 to 2693 and encodes 502 amino acids. The transcript has a single exon. Gene Ontology annotation, biological process: carbohydrate metabolic process.